GGAGAAUUGAUGCAGUCUUGGCCGUGUCUACCAACUGUCUACGUCAGUAUUAUUCAGUCCUCUUCUGUCUGCACGCAGGCCCGAGCGCGUGCUGCGAACGCCACCACAUCGACACACGCACGCACACGAGUCACACUUUUUACUACAGUUAUAACAUACAUUGGGCGACUUCUCGCGCGGUGACGAAAACAUUUCCGCAUCUUCUGAUAAUUUUGGCAUCGACGCACGGCGCCCAUCGACGUCUGACUCGACGAGCCCAGGGACUGAUUUGAUUUUUUAUAGGCGAGGCACUUGUCUGCAAAGCUAUCGUCAUCAUGAAUACACUGCUGAAGAACUACGGCAGCGAUGGCGAGGACAGCGACGAAUCCAUCGACAACAAAGUGUCGACUACACCUCCAAGGACCAUGUUACCAACACAAAAGUCUAACGAUGCUAUUUAUGACACAGUGCCAAUGGAUAUGAGUGAUGAGGGAAGCAAUAACAAUCACUCUUCUGAUGAUGGUGCUAGGACCCCAGAGAUACUUCAUGGAUCCAACACAAGGAAAACUGAAUCUUCCAAGGAUAAGAGGGGAACGUAUAGCGAAGAUUCUAAUGAUAAUGAUCAAAAGUUAAAAGAGAAAUCUGAUAAUUACAAAGUUGAUAAAAAUGAAAAGAGCAGCUAUUCGAGUGAUAAAAAAUCGUCGGACAAGAAGCAUGGACACGAUUACAGAGAAAGCGAUUCUAAAAGAUCCAAAUACGACGAGAAAAGAUCUAGAGAUUCGGAUAGAAAGUCUCGAGACGACGAUAGGCGAAAGGACAGAAUAAGCAGAGACGACGAUAGAAAUGAUAGAGACCGUUACAGAAGCGACGACAAAAAAGAAAGGGAAAAAAGAAGAGAGAAAGAACGCGACAGAGAGUACGAAAGGGAGCGAGGCAGAGAUCGCGACAGGGACAGACGAUACUCGAAGGAUGACAAAUCGAGCGAUCGUCGAAGCGAUAAGUACAGCAGCAGCGGCCGAGAGAAGGAGCGCCGACGAUCGAGAUCUAGAUCGCGCUCCAGAGAGCGCAGCUCGACCCACAAACCAUUCAAUUAUCGCGAGGAGAGGCACAAGAACAAAUUGGCUCAAUUAGAAAAAUUAGGAAUUGACAUAAAAAUACCGGACAACGUUGCGUCAGCGGGCGCCGAGCCGACGUUCUACAAUCCCUUGGCAACGGCCACCCAAGGAAAGUACGCCGAACAGAUUCAAAAGCGAAAACUAUUGUGGGCAAAUAAGAAACAAGAGGUCGUGAAACCCAGCGCCACCACCACGGCGAGCACAUGGGUAGGGACCACAUUUUCUCAGGACGAGGACGGAAAACAAACGGCGAAGUUCAAACGAUUGAUGGGAAUCAAGGAGGACAUGCCGGUGGCGGGUUCCGUGAAGCCGGAUCUGCUGAAGAAGCAGGAAGAGAUGUUCAGCAACAUGGAGCAACAGUACGAGGUGGCGCGAGCGACCACCCACACGCAACGCGGCGUGGGCCUCGGCUACGCGAGCGGCGGCUUUCCCUUUCCAAGAUAAUCUAGUUUUACUCACUUACCCCCCUCUAGCUGUAUGGCUUGUACAAAGAAAACAAUAUCGUAUUAGAUUUUCAAUUUUUACAUUAAAAAAACGGUUGUCGUAUGAAAAUAGAGCUUAAUCGCGCGCCCCCCCGAUACGUUACUUAUUGCGGUGGUUACAAAUGGAGCUACUUUUCAGAAAAUUUGUUUUUGCUUAAAAGCGAAUGGAUAUUAUGUGAUUCUGUAAAGUAAAUUUUACUUUAAUCUUUAAAUGCAGUGUAUUUCAAAGUUGCGAGAAAAAUGAGUCUCUUUAUUUAUAGUUGAUGCAAGAGUGAAUAAUUACUAUGUAUAGUUUAAAACCUUUUUUUUUAAUAAUAAAACGAGUUAUCGAAAAAGAA
This is a messenger RNA of Trichogramma pretiosum, 1914 nucleotides long. RefSeq names its product arginine/serine-rich coiled-coil protein 2. The coding region runs from base 315 to 1538 and encodes 407 amino acids. Lineage: Eukaryota; Metazoa; Arthropoda; Insecta; Hymenoptera; Trichogrammatidae. The record is from RefSeq and is a predicted model, not a curated record. The transcript is spliced from 6 exons.